UUCAAAGAAAGGAGAAAAAUACAUCUAUAACCACCAUGGCAUCUGCCCAUCCAGGUGAGUACAGGGGACCUUGUGGAAGGGGUAUUUUUGCCCUCAGGGACUGGACAACCCCUCUGAAAAGGCCCGAACACCUGCGGCUGGCAAAGGUUGUAAAUGAUGGCCCAGUGUGGAAAGUUGGCCAGCAGCUGAUGAUGAAGUAUAAUUACCAAGGUAACGCAGACAGCCCUCUCGGAAAGGAACUGACUGUUGCCUGUAAAACACCCGUCAAAUAUGUGUCCAGACAUGAUGAACACUGGAUCAAUGUGCGGACACAAGAAGGAGAUGAGGGCUAUGUCCCUUUUAGCUAUGUUAUGGUUGAUCCCGAGCAAUUGAAUUCUCUACCCUGGCUGGAGGGAAAAAAAGAAGCUCUCGUACAACAAGAAGCGGCUGAGUUCAAGCCAUACCGUUCAGCAUACGCCCCUAAAGGUAACGAAAACAGUUCUGCACAAGACGCAAGCCAGUAUUAUUGCAGUAUAUGUGAGAAGCAGCUGAAUGGCCCAAUACCAUACAAGGUCCACCUGAACAGCAAGGCGCAUAAAGAAGAAGUGGAAGUACACGCCAGUUAAACAAUCAAAAACUUGUUAAAGACACAUAUUGACCAUGUUCCUUUUUAUGCCAUUUAAAGGUAGAAACAUUCAUAUCCGACAUUAUAUGGAUUUACAUGUAUGAUAUUCAUCCAUUUAAAUCGAGAAUACCCUGACUUAUAGGAUGGAUGUAUGGAUAUGUGAUUUCAGCCAUUUUAAGCCAGUUUACCCUGACGUAUAGGAUGGAUAUAUGGAUAUGUGAUUUCAGCCAUUUUAAGCCAGUUUACCCUGACUUAUAGGAUGGAUAUAUGGAUAUGUGAUUUCAGCCAUUUUAAGCCAGUUUACCCUGACUUAUAGGAUGGAUGUAUGGAUAUGUGAUUUCAGCCAUUUUAAGCCAGUUUACCCUGACUUAUAGGAUGGAUAUAUGGAUAUGUGAUUUCAGCCAUUUUAAGCCAGUUUACCCUGACUUAUAGGAUGGAUAUAUGGAUAUGUGAUUUCAGCCAUUUUAAGCCAGAUUACCCUGACUUAUAGGAUGGAUAUAUGGAUAUGUGAUUUCAGCCACUUUAAGCCAGCUUACCCUGACUUAUAGGAUGGAUGUAUGGAUAUGUGAUUUCAGCCAUUUUAAGCCAGGUUACCCUGACUUAUAGGAUGGAUAUAUGGAUAUGUGAUUUCAGCCAUUUUAAGCCAGUUUACCCUGACUUAUAGGAUGGAUGUUUGCCUUUAGUAGCAAUAACAACGUAACGUCGUGACAUAACCUUUAAAAUGAUGUAUCACUUUAAUAUACCACAUUAAAUUAUUAUUUUACGUUGUUAUUGCUACCUUUAGGCCAUUUUUAAACUAGAAAUUCUCUUCUAGAAUCAAUUAAUGGUUAUAUAUAUUUGGCGAUCUGAAGCUAGAGAAAUCAAUAGGAAGUUAUACUUGUCUAAUGAACCUUAUUAAGUAAUAUGGUCUAUUUUGCUUAUAAAGCAGUUCAAGCCAGAAAUAUAUUUGAAAUGAUAUUUGUUCGGAUAUCUUUGUGAUUACAAGCUACAUUGCGUAAGAGAGUAAAAUUUUAUAUAUAAGUAAAGGUGUUGUACAUGUAUGCAGUCGAUCAGUGAAAGCUAGAUAUAAUAUGGACUAGAUAGGACUGAUAUAUGUUUGGUUCCAGGCCAGUAAGUAACAGGGUAAUUGUAUUGAGAUGUAUGUGACAGCAUAGUCUUUUCUUGAUACAUUGUACUGUCUUUGAUUCAGCUAUGUAAUUAUUUGUUUAUUUUCAAAUGUCUUAUACUUGUACCUGAUACAGAUAAAUAUAGCUAUGUAUAGUUUUCUUCUAACUAAUUAUAUUAGGUAUUUUGCUCAACAUUUGUCGCAUGAAAGACAUUGUUAUCCCCGCCGAACCGAAGAUUUAGGGAGUGGGAUAUAAUUUUGGCAUUAUCUGUCCAUUUUUUUUCUCUGGCACCAUAUCAUAUAGUGAUUUGUCAGAAAAUGUUCGAGGUUGUUCAGGAAGUUCCCCUUUAUUAUACCUUGAGUGCUUGUGAAAGUGGGCCACAUGGGGUCAAAAACUAGGUGACUAGGUAAAAUCUAACAAAAAAUAGGGAUUAUAUUUGGUCCACCUUUCAUCAAGCUUAAUCAGAAUGUUCCCCUUUUUGAACAUAAAACUGGGUCACAUUCAUUUAAAAUCUAGGUCACUAGGUCAUAUCUUACAUAUUUUGUCUGGUACCAUAAUAUGUAAUUGAAUGGUCAAAUUUAAUAUGUUCAAUUUCCACAGAGUGUAACCUUUGAAAAAAUCUCUAUUCAUUUUAAAAGUGGUUCACAUGUGGUCAGAAACUAGGUCAUUAGGUCAAAUCUUGGGAACACACUGCAGUCAAAAUAUCUGGUUCAAUGUUAUUGAAACUUAAUCAGAAUUUUUUCUUUGAUGAAAUUAUGGACUUGUUAAAAACUGAGUCAGAGUACUUGUCUUGGUCAAAUCUUCAAAUAGUUGGGAACCAAAUAUUGGUAUUGAUUGAAUUUUCUUCAAACUGUGGUCAAAUGUUCCACCUGAUGUAAUCUUGGUAGACUGUAUAAUUGGGUCACACAGUGUCAAAAAGGUCAUACGUUAAAAUCGUAGAGAAAUCUUAAUAACAAACAGAGGCUAUGUAUUCAGUCCAAUAUUCGUGAAACUUUUAAAAUCAGAAUAUUUGCCUUGAUGAUAGCUUGGUUUAGUUUGAAACUAGGUCACAUUGGGUCAAAAUCUAGGUCACUAGUUGAAACCUAAGAAAAACCUUGGGAACAUUCUUGAGGCUAUAUUUUUGCAGUAUUUCUGGUUAAAUCUUCAUGAAACUUUAUCAGAAUGUUUGCCUUGAUGAAAUAUUUUAUUUGUUUGAAACUGGGUAGCUUUUGGUCAAAACUUUGUUUCAAGGUUAAAUUUAAAUGCUUCACUAUAAUAAUUGUAUACAAUAUUUUUUUUAAUUUAAAUAAAUGCAAUCAAACUUAUAACUGAUAUCCAAUGUAAUUAAAAUCUCCAUUAAUCUGCAGCCAUAUUACAUGUUUCUGUUGGAAUAUUUAACCAACUAGUGGACAACAUAUGAUAACCAUACCAUUUCCUUUGCCUAAUCUGGCAGGGGAUAUUAAAUAAUUAUAUUUGCUUGUUAUACCCCCCAAAACAAAGUUUGGGGGGGUAUACUGGAAUCGGGUUGUCCGUCUGUCCGUCUGUCUGUCUGUCCGUCUGUCCGUCCGUCUUUUUUUUGUCCGGGAUUCAUCUUUGUCGUUAUUGAACGAAUCUUUUUCAAACUUUCAAAUAUUAAUGACCAUGAUGUAAACCUGUGCCUCCGUGGAUUUGGUCAGAAUCGCAUGAUCCUGAGUGGAGUUGUGGCCCCUUAAUGAGUUAAAUUGGGCAAAAUUAGCUUUGUCCGGGAUUCAUCUUUGUCGUUAUUGAACGAAUCUUUUUCAAACUUUCAAAUAUUAUUGACCAUGAUGUAAACCUGUGUCUCCGUGGAUUUGGUCAGAAUCGCAUGAUCCUGAGUGGAGUUGUGGCCCCUUAAUGAGUUAAAUUGGGCAAAAUUAGCUUUGUCCGGGAUUCAUCUUUGUCGUUAUUGAACGAAUCUUUUUCAAACUUUCAAAUAUUAUUGACCAUGAUGUAAACCUGUGCCUCCGUGGAUUUGGUCAGAAUCGCAUGAUCCUGAGUGGAGUUGUGGCCCCUUAAUGAGUUAAAUUGGGCAAAAUUAGCUUUGUCCAGGAUUCUUCUUUGAAGCUAUUGAACAAAUCUUUUUCAAACUUUCAAAUAUUAAUAGCCAUGAUGUAAACCUUUGCCUACAUGAAUUUGGUGGGAAAUAAAUGUAUUGCCUUGUGCGUUCUAGUGAUACCAUAACUAAGGCCAGGGCAAACAACCUAGACAGGGAAGGGGUGGGGGGUAUUCGUUAGCCUUUGGCUUACAGUUCUAGUUAAUAAUGAAAAUGUUUGGUUCAGCUUUAAUACAUUCUGAAAUAGUAAACUGUGAAGUAGGAAUAUCCUUUGAAUUACAAAACCAAUAUUGAUUUGAUAAGUCCAGCAUUGCUAAAUUUUAGACCAAUUGUUGCUUAACCUAAAUAUAUAAAAAAAAAAAAAAAAACCUUGUCAUACUGAGAUAUAUGUGUGAAUAUUCAUACAACUCAUAUGUUGUAUUUUGCUAUCAGUAAUACCGUCCUUGGAAGAAUCUCAUUAUUAUGAGGUAAAAUGUUUCAGAAAAGUUAGUUGACAUGGAAAAAUGUUGAUUUGGUGAGAAAUUUAUUUGUCCGUAAUGAGUGAUAAUUAUUAAUAAAUGUUGAAGUAUAUAUAUGCCAGUAUAUAUUUUUGUACAUAUCCGUAUCCUGAUAUGGAAGAUUCAGGGAACUAAAUGCACCCAGGGAUCAUUGUGUCAUGUGAUUGUAACUACCUGAGCACAAAGUGCUCAUGGGUGAGCUGUUGUGAUAGGGGACUGUCUGUCAUACAUAGUGUUAAGCAUCCUUCAUCAACAUUUUCCUUUAAACAACUUAUCCUUUACAGUUGGCCAAUUUCAUCCAAAUUUCAAAGGAAUGUUUAUUGAAAAGUUCUUUUCGAGACUCCUUUAAAAAGAAUGGUUCUAUGUAGAACUAUGGUUGCAAUGGCAACCCAAGGGAAACACUUUGAACAUCUUUUGCUUAUGAGCAAUAUAGGUCCACUUUGACCAUUUUGUUUAAAAUAUUGAUCAUUUUGUCUUGUGUUUUAUAGAAUUAUGAUUACAUUCUUGAAAAAAGUGAAAGACCAGAUCUAUUUGACUUAGACUUAGUAUAGAACAGUUAUGAUUUAUGUUAAUGUUUGGUUGUUACAUACUUAACUCUUGUUUUGUGUUCAUGUAUUUUUGUGUACUUUGCAAACAUGUACAGCUUUUAUAAUGAUACAUUGUAUGUUUAAACUUUUCUUAAGAACACAUUUAGAGAAAAUAGUUUGAAAUGGUUCGUUUUAAUUGUUAAAUGAAUGUAACAUUGAGCUCAUUGUUUGACCUAUGUUAAAGUUACAACGUGAUUAACGACAUCGUUGUUAACUUGUAAACGUGAUCUAUUUGAUGAUGUUCUCACAUAUACACAUAUAAACAAGUUGAGCUGAAACAUUUCUCUCUAAUAUUGUUAGAAAAUCACAAAUGUAUCCAGAACGGUGAAAAUUUGAAAGAUGACAACGAUAAGGUUAACAACUUUGUUGACCAUACCAGAGUUCUGAACAAUCGGCCCAUUGUCGGGAUGUUUUGCUAGAACUUGAAGCUGAAAUGUUGUUAAUCAAAUUGUGUAUUUGUAGUUGCUGAUGAAGGUAGAUCGCAACUUUUGGCAUUCAAGCCUUUUUUACAAAUUAUUUUACAAAUAUCUGUAAUUUUUUGCUGUGUUUUGUUACUUAAUAUAACGGUGUUGUUU
Molecule: messenger RNA, 5419 nt
Organism: Mya arenaria
Lineage: Eukaryota; Metazoa; Mollusca; Bivalvia; Myida; Myidae
Exons: 6
Coding region: 36-605 (189 amino acids)
Molecular function (GO): nucleic acid binding; protein binding; zinc ion binding
Source: RefSeq, a predicted model, not a curated record